Messenger RNA from Marchantia polymorpha subsp. ruderalis, 1929 nucleotides. Lineage: Eukaryota; Viridiplantae; Streptophyta; Marchantiopsida; Marchantiales; Marchantiaceae. The record is from the annotation of a GenBank genome assembly.
AUGGCCGUCCUAGACGAGUAUGUGUGGCUUGUAGUUGUGGGUUCGAUUGUGGCAUUCGGUUUCGGGUGGGGAACUGGAGCCAAUGAUGUAGCCAAUGCCUUCGGUACCUCGGUCGGAAGUAAAACUCUUACUCUUAGGCAGGCGGUCAUUAUCGCUUCUAUAUUCGAAUUCGCCGGUGCCCUGCUCCUGGGAAGAGUUUCUACCAACACGAUAGCUUCUGGAAUUGCAGACAUAGCUUCCUUUACCAGGGACCCCGAAGUGUAUGCAUAUGGAAUGGUCUGUGCAUUGGGCGUCGGUACAGUUUGGCUCAUUCUGACUUCCUAUUGGGGGCUCAAUGUUUCAUCUACUCACUCCAUCAUUGGAGGAAUCAUGGGGUUCGCUCUCGUCUGGGACGGACCUAACGCUGUGAUCUGGGCGAAGAAAGAUUCUCAGUCCUUCCCACCAUACAAGGGAGUGGUAGCCAUUAUCCUCUCGUGGUUCGUGUCUCCAAUCCUCAGUGGUCUUACAGCUGCACUUAUCUUCUUCGUGGUGCGCACUCUCGUGCUAAGACGGAGAAAUGCCUACACGUUGUCCUUCUGGACCCUACCUCCCUUUGUGCUCAUCACCACUUUCAUCAACCUUUACUUUGUCUUCACAAAGGGUGCCAAGAAAACUCUUUCGAGCAAUGACAACUGGUCAGACGCCAAGUCCGCCUGGAUCUCUGCCAUUAUCGCUGCUGGAGUAACACUGAUGUGUAUAUUCUUCGCUCUGCCUCUGCUCAAGAGGAUGGCUGACCGUCAAUUUGACAGUGCUGGAAACCGAAUCGAGAAGACAGCUGACACUCAGCUCGAGAGUGUAAAUACUGAAGGAGACUUAGAGAAAUCCGUCGACAAGACAACUGUAGAACCCAAGCAACUGACCAACUGGCAGAAGUUUAGCAAAGCAGCAACUCACGGAAUGGACGUGGAUAUCCACAAGGUUGUGAAGACUGACGAGAAAAUCGGAAAUAUGCACGAGGCCGCAGAGAAAUUCGAACCACGAGUGGAGUAUGCUUUCAGCUACUUACAAGUGUUCUCAGCCAUUUGCGUGAUCUUCGCCCACGGUGCCGGUGAGGUGGGAUACAUGGCAGGUCCCUUGGCUACCAUCUGGGAUGUCUACCAGAAUGGACAGCUGUCGAAGUCUGUGACUCCUCCCAUCUGGAUCAUAAUCAUCGGGGCUACUGGUCUGGUGAUUGGUCUGGCCACAUACGGUUACAAUGUCACUCGAUCCAUGGGAGUAAAACUAGCGAAAUUGACACCAACUCGAGGAUUUGCUGCUGAGCUAGCGACGGCGUUCGUGAUCAUGAUUGCAUCACAGUACGGGCUUCCUACUUCUUCAAGUCAGUGCAUCACCGGAGCGAUCAUCGGUGUUGGAAUUUUGGAAGGAAGCAAAGGAGUGAACUGGACCUUCUUCUUGAAGCAGUUCGCAUCUUGGGUCUCGACUCUGUUCGUAAUAGGUGUGGUGGUAGCUGCGGUGUUCGCCCAGGGCGUGUAUACUCCGAGUAAGAUCCAAGGGAAGGAGGUGACGAGGUACGAGGAUCGUGUUACGAAUCUGACGACACAAGUUUACAAGGACUUCAACUCUAGCCUUCAGAGCUUCAAGGCUUCAAGUGAUGCCCUGACUCUGACCAAUCUGCCUCCGAGCACCUGGACUCAACUGAAUGACACCAUCAGCAGUGCCACUAAUCAUGCGAAAAAUCUAGCCGACCCCAAGAAGUCUCAAACAACCGACGCUGAUCAAAUUAUGAGUGCUCUGUACAAAUCACUAUCACUCGUUCAAAACUACACCAUCUUCACGCUGGGGCAGAAUUCGGUAUAUCCAGGAGCGGCGGUCUGCAUGGACCCUGCUACAGCAACUUCGAACGCCACCAACCCACAGAGUCCUUGCAAAUCACCACAGCUUGUAAAGUGA